CGGCUCUCUGCCGGAACUACACGUCCCAUGAGGCGCCGGGCGGCCGCAGCUUCCCACCGGAAAGACGCUGACUCCUGUGGGGGAGGAGCCCAAAAGCAUUGUGGGAGGAAGGGUCUUCCUUUCCGUUUGGCGGCCGCCAUUAGGUAAGCGGAGAUGGGCGCCUACAAGUACAUCCAGGAACUAUGGAGGAAGAAGCAGUCGGAUGUAAUGCGCUUUCUUCUCAGGGUGCGCUGUUGGCAAUACCGCCAGCUCUCGGCGCUCCACAGGGCCCCCCGUCCCACCCGGCCCGACAAGGCGCGCAGGCUGGGGUACAAGGCCAAGCAAGGUUAUGUCAUAUAUCGGAUUCGGGUGCGCCGUGGUGGUCGCAAACGCCCAGUUCCUAAAGGUGCAACCUACGGCAAGCCUGUGCAUCACGGUGUUAACCAGCUAAAGUUUGCUAGAAGCCUUCAGUCUGUUGCAGAGGAACGAGCUGGACGCCACUGUGGGGCUCUGAGAGUACUGAAUUCUUACUGGGUUGGUGAAGAUUCCACAUACAAAUUCUUUGAGGUUAUCCUCAUUGAUCCAUUCCAUAAAGCUAUCAGAAGAAAUCCUGACACCCAGUGGAUCACCAAGCCAGUCCACAAGCACAGGGAGAUGCGAGGGCUGACUUCGGCAGGCCGCAAGAGCCGUGGCCUUGGAAAGGGCCACAAGUUCCACCACACCAUUGGUGGUUCCCGCCGUGCCGCCUGGAGGAGGCGCAACACUCUGCAGCUGCACCGCUACCGCUGAGGAGGAGUAAUGUUUGUAAAGUUCUCACCUAAUAAACAGUUUAGGACA
Messenger RNA from Manis pentadactyla (Chinese pangolin), 816 nucleotides. It is a transcript of the gene RPL15, whose product is annotated as ribosomal protein L15. The record is from RefSeq and is a predicted model, not a curated record. The transcript has 4 exons. Gene Ontology annotation, molecular function: structural constituent of ribosome; RNA binding. Gene Ontology annotation, cellular component: cytosolic large ribosomal subunit; ribosome. Bases 154 to 768 code for a protein of 204 amino acids. Gene Ontology annotation, biological process: cytoplasmic translation. NCBI's taxonomy places the organism in Eukaryota, Metazoa, Chordata, Mammalia, Pholidota, Manidae.